UCCUCCGUUACGUUGCAGCAGACUUACAGACUGACACGAGAGAGAGGAGCGGAGGGACAGACCCGCUGACCACCUCGCGAUCGUUUCGACCCGCAAGUGAUGGAGAGCACGGAGAUUUUUUUGUACACCUUCCUCGCGUCUGACUACAUCUUUAACGUCUUGUUCAUCGCAUGGCUCUUCGCCAACGAGACACCCACACAUGUCACCAACUAUGGAUUGCUUAAUUGAAGUUGGGCCACCUGAUCCUGUUUCCGCGAGGACAACCCGCCGACAUUAGAGUUAGAGAAGUCGUUAUGGACAGUUGUGCAAAUCUUUAAUUUCCUGCUCAGAGAACUGGAGUCAAAAGCAAUAUUGCAACCGCAUGAUUUCACAUCUGCCUGCGCGUAAAGGACGCGGAAGAAACGGUUCCACUGCUGCCUGAAAUGCUCUGCGCCAUGCUUUAGUAAUAAUGGAGGAAAGCUGUAGUUAGAAGUACAGGACAUGUUUGUGUGACUGUUUUGCUUCUGCUGGAUUUGAUGAGAGAGUGGCGGGCAGCUUUUUAACACGAAUACCAAUUCUGCGCGGCAGUUGAGUCGCUCUGUUUCCAGAGGAGAUCCACCGCAUCAAGAGACCUGGAAUCUGUGACAGGCAACAGGCCUCACGAUCACUGUGACAGGUACACUGACAGACGUUUUUUUUUCCUGCUCUAUUUGCUUUCAUUACUACCAAGAGAGUUUUUUUUCAAGCUGCGUUCAAUUUCUCCUGUGAGCCAUGGCUUUACCAGAUAGUGGCAUAUCUGCGGAGGAGGUCCCCUUUCCAGAGAUUAUAGAGCUCAAUGUUGGCGGCCAGGUGUACAUAACCCGCUACUCCACCCUCACAAGUGUGCCAGACUCCCUGCUAUGGGAGAUGUUCAGUCGAAAGUCAAAUAAAGGACUGGCUAGGGACACAAAGGGUCGUUUCUUUGUCGACCGUGAUGGCUUCCUGUUCCGUUACAUCCUGGACUAUAUGAGGGACCAGCAGCUGGUUCUUCCAGACCACUUCCCCGAGCGAGGCCGCCUGCAGAGGGAGGCUGAGUUCUUCAACCUACCAGAGCUUGUCAAACUGCUGGCACCCAAACUCAGCAAGCAGAACUCCCUUGGGGAAGAUGGAUGUCAGAGUGACCCAGAGGACUCCUCACCAGGAAUCGACUCAGCCCGGAACCUCAGCUCCCUGGGUGCUGCUGCUGCUGCCUGUGCCAGCCUGGUGCCCGGUUCCAUGGACGGCAAACGCUCCGGGUUCAUCACCAUCGGCUACAGGGGUUCAUACACCCUGGGACGAGACAGUCACACUGACGCCAAAUUCCGCCGGGUGGCACGGAUCAUGGUGUGCGGGAAGACCUCUUUGGCCAAAGAGGUUUUCGGGGAGACCCUGAACGAGAGCCGGGACCCUGACCGCCCCCCUGAACGCUACACAUCCCGCUACUAUCUAAAGUUCACCUUUCUGGAGCAGGCGUUUGACAAGCUGGCUGACGCAGGCUUCCACAUGGUGGCCUGUAACUCUACAGGAACCUGCGCCUUUGCCCAUGAGCAGACAGACGACAAGAUCUGGACCAGCUACACUGAAUAUGUGUUCUACCGUGGUUUGGGAGGGGUUUCCAAGGCAGCGACCUCUGGCCUCAUGGCCUUGACUGGAGUGACAAUCACUGAACCUCCUGCCACUCCUGCUGGAACAGAGUCAGCGGAGCCUGGCAGCAGCGGCCGAACCCGCAGCCUCCCAGAAACCAGCAACAGCAUUACACUGGACCCACGAAACCCACUGUACAUGGACUCUCCCCCUCCUCUUACACCUCCUCUUCCUCCUCCACCUCCUCCCCACGUAGACUGCCCUGACCUCCCUCCCCUGUCACCUCUAGUCCUGCCUCCACCACUGCCGUCAUCCAAACAUUCCUCCACCUUCAGUCCUCCUCUUCACUUAACGCUGCCGCUCGCAGAGAGCCCGCAACGUCCGAGCACUCUCAACCUGAGGACACUGCCUCGUCCAGGCGUCAGGGAGAAUGGGGGGCCACCGCCGGGAGUGGAGGAGGAGGAGGAGGAGAGGAAGCUGCUGGAGGAGGAUUUGAAGAAAUGCAUUGACGACUUCAAGAAGAUCCGCUUGCCGUCUGUGUUUCCGGAUCGCAAGAGGCAUUGGCAAAGUGACUUGCUCAAGAAGUACAACGCGUAGAGUACUUCACAUAAAUUCAGGAAGCGCUGACACAAACUUUCUGAAGAUUUUCAGCAAGUUUACUUUAACUUGUGAUAGAUAGCUUUUGCAUGUAAACUGAUUUUUUUUGAUGAAUUGCAGUGUUUAGGCAGAGCUCCUCUAGCAGUUUCACAGUUACACAAUCAAAACAGAGAUCUGCCAUGUUCCCAUCAUAGGAAAAACUCCUCUGUAGAGAUUAUUAGUAACACAGCUUUGUUCCACACAACUAUUUGGAGACAUCAAAAGUAUUGAUCAACCACUUUCUUUUAAAUCAACGAAGGAAAAUACGUGUGAUGUUUUAAAUAAGAGAUCUGUUCUGCUUUGUAUUCUCUCCACUGAUCAGCUAUCUGGAAAAUGUUAGCUAAUUAUCAAAUUGUAGGCAUUUGACCUUGCUGAUGCAAAAUAAAAGGAAGAAGUGAAAUCUCUGGUGCUAAUCUUCUAAAAAGAAA
Messenger RNA from Labrus mixtus (cuckoo wrasse), 2645 nucleotides. It is a transcript of the gene kctd12b, whose product is annotated as potassium channel tetramerisation domain containing 12b. The coding region runs from base 751 to 2178 and encodes 475 amino acids. Gene Ontology annotation, molecular function: protein binding. Gene Ontology annotation, biological process: regulation of G protein-coupled receptor signaling pathway; protein homooligomerization. The record is from RefSeq and is a predicted model, not a curated record. The transcript is spliced from 2 exons. Lineage: Eukaryota; Metazoa; Chordata; Actinopteri; Labriformes; Labridae.